AUCGAAAAGAGAAAUGUCUCUGAUGCAAGAAUCGGGGCGCAAGAUUGGCAGCCCCAUAUUCAAGAGGAGUCCAGAUAUGACUAAAGCCUGGGGCACAAAGUCAGAGCAGCUGCUGAGGAUAGACGACCACGACUUUACGAUGCGACCGGGAUUUGGAGGCCCUGCAGUCCCAGUUGGAGUGGACGUGCAGGUUGAAAGUCUGGAUGCAAUUUCAGAGGUUGAUAUGGACUUCACAAUGACCCUGUACCUGAGACACUACUGGAAAGAUGAACGCCUGUCCUUCAGAAGCAAUAAAAACCAGAGCAUGACUUUUGAUGGCCGACUGGUGAAGAAAAUCUGGGUACCCGACAUGUUUUUUGUCCACUCAAAGAAGUCCUUCACACAUGACACCACGACUGACAAUGUGAUGCUGCGAGUUUACCCCGAUGGCAAAGUCCUGUACAGCCUCAGAGUGACGGUCACAUCCAUGUGCAGCAUGGACCUGAGUCGCUUUCCUCUUGAUACGCAAACAUGCUCUUUGGAGAUAGAGAGCUAUGCGUAUACAGAUGAUGACCUGAUGCUAUACUGGAAAGAAGGGAACCGCUCACUGAACACAGACGAGAGAAUUUCUCUCUCCCAGUUCCUCAUCCAGGAGUUCCACACCACCAGCAGGCUGGCCUUCUACAGCAGCACAGGCUGGUACAACCGUCUGUACAUCAACUUCACUCUGCGGCGUCACAUCUUCUUCUUCCUGCUGCAGACCUACUUCCCCGCCACUCUGAUGGUCAUGCUGUCCUGGGUGUCCUUCUGGAUCGACCGCAGGGCCGUCCCUGCCAGAGUACCGCUGGGUAUAACCACGGUGCUCACCAUGUCCACCAUCAUCACUGGAGUCAACGCCUCCAUGCCCAGGGUCUCCUACAUCAAAGCUGUGGACAUUUACCUCUGGGUCAGCUUUGUCUUUGUCUUCCUGUCUGUGAUAGAGUACGCUGCGGUCAACUACCUGUCCACACUACAAGAGCGUAAGGAGAGAAAACUCAGAGAGAGGCUGCUGUGUACGUGUGGGAUGUCCCACCCUGGCAUGAUGUCUGUGAGCUACAGUGAGAUGGAUGUCAACACCACAGGGAACUAUGGCAUCCCGGAGGAGAACGGGGUGAAACGGGAGAGGAUGCUGGUGCAGCUGGCGAUGGGGACCGACCAGGUCACCGGCCAUGUCAACUCUGGCAGCUACAGCGACGCGUGGAUCGACACGCACGUCAUCGACAAGUACUCCCGGGUCAUUUUUCCUGGAUCUUACAUCCUCUUCAACAUUAUCUACUGGUCCAUCUACUCCUAACACAGAGCGAAGGCAAACAGACCUACGUCUCCUGGAGAAAAGACACGUGCACUGUACGCGCACGUCAAGGCGUUUGUGAGAAACGGAACAGAAAAGUUGGACAGAGAGACCAGACGUGGCCCCAAGGUGGACGUGAAGCAGUCUAACAGGACCAAGUGAAGCUGAACCUUUAGUCAGCUAAUCAAGACAACAACAAUAAUCCAAUGUGGCUUCAUCACAGUGCAGGGUGUGUCCCACGAUGACCAGGGACCAGCCAUGGUUGGGGAACUUGAAUU
Messenger RNA from Paralichthys olivaceus (Japanese flounder), 1587 nucleotides. Its product is annotated as gamma-aminobutyric acid receptor subunit rho-1-like. The record is from RefSeq and is a predicted model, not a curated record. Gene Ontology annotation, biological process: regulation of membrane potential; nervous system process; signal transduction. Gene Ontology annotation, molecular function: GABA-A receptor activity; chloride channel activity; neurotransmitter receptor activity. Gene Ontology annotation, cellular component: plasma membrane; neuron projection; synapse. Lineage: Eukaryota; Metazoa; Chordata; Actinopteri; Pleuronectiformes; Paralichthyidae.